ACACUAGAUGGCAGUAGCUUUAGCUAAUGGCCAUCAGUGAAACCCUCUUUUCGCCCGCGGAUAAACAACGAAGAAAGCAGCAUUCAGUUUAUAUUGACAAUAAUCCUCACCUGUUAUUGUUUUGUGUUAGUCGUGUGUGAUUUAAAGUAAAAUAUGUGAAUAUGGCACCGACUUCCGGAGGGACUUUUUUUUAACGGUCGAACGAGAUGAAGUCAAGAAGCCGGUUGGAGCAUAAUAACGACGUUAAAAUGCGACACCUCGGCUGAAAAUGUGCCAGCGUUAUGAUUAAAUGUCUUCCCGAAGAGGUCCGGGUGAAACUUCGCUCCGGUGUCGCCAUCCCUUCCCUCCAGCAAUGCGUCGAGGAGCUCACCCUCAACAGUAUCGACGCCGGGGCGACAUGUGUGGGCGUCCGGAUGGACAUGGAGGCGUUCAAAGUCCAGGUGAUCGACAACGGCGUGGGAAUAAACGCAGAAGACAUGUCCUGUGUGGGGAACAGAUACUACACCAGCAAAUGUAACUCACUGGGUGACCUCGACAACCUCCGUUUUUAUGGCUUCAGAGGUGAGGCCAUUGCGAGUAUUGUUUCUUUAGCCACUCUUGUUGAAGUCUCAUCCCGGCCUAAAAACACAAGCAGGACCUUAGUGAAAAUAUUCAAAUCUGGAAAAGCGAUGGAGGUUUUUGAAAAGGACUCAUGUCGACCUUCUGCUGGUACCACUGUUGUCAUUUGCAACUUCUUCCACAACAUGCCAGUACGCAGGAAGAGGAUGGACCCCAUCCUGGAGGGUGAGAGGAUCAGACACAGAGUGGAGGCCAUCUCUUUAAUGCACCCCGGUGUGUCCUUCACCCUGAAGAAUGACUGCACAGGAGUCAUGUUGGUGCAGCUUCCUAAAGCCAGAGAUACGUACCACAGGUUCAUCCAAAUACACACCCUAGCCCGGGCUCAGAAACUGGUAGAAAUCCAUUACACCCAUGCGCAGUUUGAGGUGAUUGGUUACCUUGGCAGGGACGCCCACUACAACAACAGCUUGCAGUUCUUGUAUGUAAACGACAGGCUGCUUUUAAAGACACGUAUACACAAGCUUCUAAACUCCCUUCUACGCAGGCUCAGCAGUCCAAAUCAGAAGAAUGAAAGCCCGGAGAAAGUCUCAGCUAUCAGGAGCCCAAAGCAGAAACGCAGCCAAGAUCUGCACGGAAUAUACAUCAUUAAUAUUAAAUGUACCUAUUCGGAGUAUGAUAUUAGCCUUGAGCCUGCCAAAACUCUAAUCGAGUUCAAAGACUGGGAUGGUGUUUUGCUGUGCAUAGAGGAGGCUGUUAAAGUGUUCCUACGAAAGGAGAACUUGGUGCUCUCCCAAGAUGGCUGGCACGAUGCGUCACCAAGAUUGCUGAAAGCUGACUGUGCAGAGCGAGAAGACGACACAUGGGACCAAAACGUCCAUGCGGUACCUAGUUGUACGGCUGUGAUGACGCUGGCCUCGGAGUCUGUUCAUCGUAAACAGAAAGUGAGUGUUUGUCAGGAACCGGCUCAGGUAGACGCUGAGGUGGAGAUGGUUGAAAGUGAAAAAUGCCUUCAUGAUCAUACGCCGCCGGACCCCGGAAAGGACACGACAGGAGAAGACACUGAUAAAGAAAUGAAAUCAUCACCUAAAAAUGUAAAUUCAUGUGCCAGCAUCAAUCAAACACAUGUUGAUUCCGACAUUAAAAACAGUGUAGACUGCCAGGACACAGCAGGAGAAGAAAGGACAGUCACCGCUAACAAAAAGAUACGCCUCUCCUGUCCGUUUAUUCACAAAUAUCUGCAAGAACCCCCCUUGAGCACCAGGAAAGUAUUUAUACAGCCGCAUUCAAAACGCAAGAUCUCACUCCAUAAUGGAUCCAUACAGGAAACCCACAGAACUUCUGCUCCUGCUGUCUGCUCGAAGAUCUCUAAACUAUCUAAAGAGUGUGGCUCACUUGACAAGUUCAGAAGAAUUUAUGGCAAAUCUGCUGAACCACAUUUCCCCUCAGUGGACACUCCAACCCACACUGGAUUACAUCAGACAAACUUUGUAGUGCAUCAGCACAAGGAGCCACUGCAGAAUGAUGUUAAAGAGGGAGAAGAAGGAAUCACACCAACACACUCGGGAUACACCAAGCUAAAAAAUCUCUCAGGUCAAAAUAAAGUCAAACAAUCUUUAGCAAGUAAACUCAACCAUCUAAAACAACACAUGGAAGAAGAUCCAGAAGUACCGCCUAGUUGUGUUUCUCCGGACAAUCCCAGUCUCAUUAGUCAUGAGUGCUUACAAGGCGGCAAUAAGAACAUCUAUGAGACCGCGCCUGAGGAACGGCCGACCACGACAUCUACAGACUGGCUCCAUCACUACGAUACGGGCACGGGAAAAACUGCGUACAUCAAUAAAGUGACCGGGCUCAGCACAUACGAGGAACCACCAAUGGAGGAAACGCAGACCCGCUGCACAUCUGAUGUCACCAACAUGGCCGUCAGUGUUGUCUCUGAAACAGGGAUGGAGUACAGGUGUUACCCCUUUCAGGCGGAGCUUGUGCUGCCGUUCCUGCCUAAAGCCAGAGGUGAAAGAGUGCUUAGUUCAGGGACCGAUGACGCAGUCCCAGCUGUCAAUGUCGACACCUGUGACUCGCUCUCCUCUUUGUACUCAAAGUGGAACAACCCUGUGUUUGUGCGUCCUCCUGAGGUCGGUGUGGACAUCUCAAGUGUGCAGGCUGGCGGGCUAUCUGUAAAGAUCCACAACAUCCUCUUUCCGUAUCGCUUCUCGAAGACCAUGAUACACUCAAUGAAGGUGAUAAACCAAGUUGACAACAAGUUUCUUGCGUGUAUCAUCAAUACAAGUGAUGACAGCGAAGGGAAUCUUUUAGUGAUGUUGGAUCAACACGCUGCUCACGAGAGAGUGCGUCUUGAAAACCUAAUAGCAGAUGCCUUUGAAGAAGAUCCAAAUGCACCCGGUGAGAGACGUCUGUGCGCUUCCACUGUUUUACCACCUCUUCGCAUCUGUGUGACGGAAGAGGAAGAGAGGCUGCUGAGGUCUUGUCAGGCUCAUUUGCGUCACUUGGGGCUGGAAAUGACUUUCACACAGUCGGAGGAUUCCCAAGUGCUUAUAAGCAAGGUGCCCGUGUGUUUCUUGGAGAAAGAAAAUACUGAGCUACGGCGGAGGAGGCCAUCUGUUAUCAAACGUGUCGUUGAGGAUUACCUUGAAGAGCAGAUGGAGUUACUCCGCUCCACCGGCAGAGUGAGAGGAACCCUCCCGCUCACUGUGCUGAAAGUCCUUGCCUCGCUAGCAUGCCACGGCGCCAUCAAAUUCAACAACCGCCUGAACCGAGAGGAGUGCCACAGCUUGGUAGCCUCCUUGUCUUCCUGCCAGCUGCCCUUCCAGUGUGCCCAUGGCCGUCCAUCCAUCGCUCCCCUCGUCGACGUCCUUCAUUUGGACCCAAACCAGAAUGACCUUCAGAAACCCAACCUGGGAAAGUUAAGAAGGAUGUACAAAGCAUGGAAACUGUAUGGGAAGAGAUGAACAUCAUAAAAAUCCUUCAUGAAAUAUAUAUAUUUUUUAGAACUACCUAAAUUGACAACAUUGUAAAAUUCCCUUUCU
Messenger RNA from Doryrhamphus excisus (bluestripe pipefish), 3599 nucleotides. RefSeq names its product mutL homolog 3 (E. coli) (gene mlh3). Lineage: Eukaryota; Metazoa; Chordata; Actinopteri; Syngnathiformes; Syngnathidae. The record is from RefSeq and is a predicted model, not a curated record. Gene Ontology annotation, cellular component: mismatch repair complex. Gene Ontology annotation, molecular function: ATP hydrolysis activity; mismatched DNA binding; ATP-dependent DNA damage sensor activity. Gene Ontology annotation, biological process: mismatch repair.